This is a messenger RNA of Drosophila ananassae, 4815 nucleotides long. It is a transcript of the gene tim, whose product is annotated as protein timeless. Gene Ontology annotation, molecular function: DNA binding. Gene Ontology annotation, biological process: DNA replication checkpoint signaling; DNA repair; replication fork arrest. The record is from RefSeq and is a predicted model, not a curated record. NCBI's taxonomy places the organism in Eukaryota, Metazoa, Arthropoda, Insecta, Diptera, Drosophilidae. Gene Ontology annotation, cellular component: replication fork protection complex.
CUUUAAAGUAAACUUACAAUUAACAAUUGUAUGUUUUUAACCAACAAUGAGCACUGAGAGGCAGCUCAAACAUCACAUCUGGAAUAACACAAACUUUAUUAUAAAAUCUGUUAUGGACUGGUUACUGGCAACGCCUCAGUUGCACAGCGCCUUCUCCUCGUUGGGAUACCUGGAGGGUGACACCUAUGUGGUUAACCCAAAUGCAUUGGCCAUUCUGGAGGAAAUAAAUUACAAAUUAACGUAUGAGGACCAAACACUGCGCACCUUUCGUCGUGCCAUCGGUUUUGGCCAGAAUGUAAGGUCCGAUUUGAUACCCUUGCUGGAGAAUGCCAAGGACGACGCUGUCCUGGAGAGUGUCAUCCGGAUACUGGUCAACCUCACAGUCCCAGUUGAGUGCCUUUUCUCAGUGGACGUGAUGUACCGCACGGAUGUCGGACGGCACACGAUUUUUGAGCUGAACAAGCUUCUCUACACCAGCAAGGAGGCCUUCACCGAUCCCAAGAGCACCAAGAGCGUGGUGGAGUACAUGAAGCACAUCCUGGAAUCAGAGCCCAAACUAUCCCCGCAUAAAUGCGAUCAGAUCAACAAUUGUCUGCUCCUGCUGCGGAAUAUCCUUCAUAUCCCCGAAACCCACGCCCAUUGCGUGAUGCCCAUGAUGCAAUCGAAUGGGCCACAUGGCAUCUCCAUGCAGAACACCAUUCUCUGGAAUCUGUUCAUCCAGAGCAUCGACAAGUUGCUACUCUACCUGAUGACCUGUCCCCAGAGGGCCUUCUGGGGGGUGACCAUGGUCCAGUUAAUAGCUCUGAUCUAUAAGGAUCAGCAUGUCAGCACUUUGCAGAAGCUUCUGAACCUCUGGUUCGAGGCUUCGCUCUCCGAGAGCUCGGAGGACAACGAGAGCAACACCUCGCCGCCGAAACAGGGCAGUGGCGAUUCCAGUCCCAUGCUGACCUCUGACCCCACCUCGGACUCCUCGGACAAUGGCAGCAAUGGGCGUGGAAUGGGCGGUGGUCUUGGCAAGAGAGAGGGCACGGCCGCUACCCUCCAGGAGGUGAGUCGAAAGGGCCAGGAGUACCAGAAUGCCAUGUCCAGAGUGCCGGCCGAUAAGCCAGACAGCUCCGAGGCAGCCAGCGACAUAACCAGCGAGCUACCCGGCUCACCGGAACAAUCCCAGCCUGCAGGCGAGUCCAUGGACGAUGGGGACUACGAGGAUGCCCAAGGCAGCCAGCAGGAUCUGCACGGAGAUGAGGAAGAAGAUGAAGAUGAGGACGAAGUCGAUGAGGAGAAGUACAUGCGCGUGGAGUCCAGUGCCGAGCCACUGAAUCUUACGCAACAAUCCAACCCACAACCAGCUGACAACGUCAACCACACUACCACAACCGUCUCAACGGACAGUCCCACUGGCAACGCGGAGGAGGAACCCUUUAAGCCGCCACCGCCACUGCCCGUUCGGGCCUCCACCUCAGCCCAGGCUCAAAUCCAGCAGCUCAACGAUGCAGUGUACACCACGCCACACAUUUCGGCCGUAAAGCUUGGCCAGAAAUCCCCCCACGCCGGACAGCUUCAGCUGACCAAGGGAAAGUGCUGUCCCCAGAAGCGGGAGUGUCCCUCCUCGCAGUCGGAGCUCUCGGACUGCGGCUACGGCACUCAGGUGGAGAACCAGGAGUCCAUCUCCACCUCCAGCAAUGACGACGACGGUCCCCAGGGUAAGCCCCAGCAUCAGAAGCCGCCUUGCAACACAAAACCGAGGAAUAAGCAAAGGACGAUCAUGUCGCCGCAGGACACAAAGGAGCUGAGACGAAAGAAAUUGGUGAAACGCAGCAAGAGUAGUCUAAUAAAUAUGAAAGGAUUGGUUCAGCACACGCCAACGGACGAGGACAUUUCGAAUCUGCUCAAGGAGUUCACAGUCGAUUUUCUGCUCAAAGGAUACAACUAUUUGGUGGAGGAACUGCAUCAGCAACUGCUCUCCAACGCGGUGCCCAUUGAUACCUCGCACUUCUUCUGGCUGGUCACGUACUUCUUGAAGUUCGCCGCCCAACUGGAGCUGGACAUGGAGCACAUAGACACCAUCCUGACCUACGAUGUCCUUAGUUAUCUGACCUACGAGGGAGUGACCUUGUGUGAGCAGUUGGAAAUGAAUGCCCGGCAGGAGGGCAGCGAUCUGAAGCCUUAUCUUAGGAGGAUGCACUUGGUGGUGACGGCCAUCAGAGAGUUUUUGCAGGCCAUUGAGACGUACAACAAAGUCACCCACUUGGGCGAAGAUGACAGAGCUCAUCUGAGGCAGUUGCAGUUACAAAUUAGCGACAUGACCGAUCUGCGAUGCCUUUUCGUCCUUCUGCUGAGACGCUUCAAUCCCAGCAUCCACUCCAAACAGUAUCUGCAGGACCUGGUGGUGACCAAUCACAUACUCCUGCUAAUUCUGGACAGUUCCGCCAGGAUUGAUGGAGGACAGACAGUACGACUAUCCGAGCACAUAUCACAGUUCGCCACGUUAGAGGUAAUGCACUAUUAUGGUAUCCUCCUGGAGGACUUCAGCAACAACGGAGAAUUCGUCAAUGACUGUAUCUUUACCAUGAUGCAUCAUAUAGGAGGGGAUUUGGGACAAAUAGGUGUUUUGUUUCAACCGAUUAUACUGAAGACAUAUUCCCGAAUUUGGGAGGCAGACUACGAAUUGUGUGAUGACUGGUCUGAUCUUAUCGAGUAUGUCAUACACAAGUUUAUGAACACUCCACCUAAAUCUCCACUGACAAUACCCACAACUUCCUUGACUGAGAUGACCAAGGAACAUAAUCAGGAGCAUACUAUAUGCACUUGGUCACAGGAGGAAAUGGACACCCUAUAUUGGUAUUAUGUACAGAGUAAAAAAAAUAAUGAUAUAGUGGGAAAAAUAGUGAAGCUCUUCAGCAACAAUGGCAAUAAACUAAAAACCCGGAUCUCCAUUAUCCAGCAACUAUUGCAGCAGGACAUAAUAACUUUGCUGGAGUAUGAUGAUCUCAUGAAAUUCGAAGAUGCCGAGUACCAGAGAACUUUGCUUACGACACCCACUUCGGGAACCACGGAAUCGGGAAUUGAGUUGAAGGAAUGUGCUUUUGGAAAGCCCUCAGAUGAUGUUCAGAUCCUCUUGGAUCUCAUCAUUAAAGAGCACAAGUCCCAGCACUUGGUGUGGCUGCAGAAACUGCUCCUCGAGUGCUGUUUCAUCAAGCUCACCCUAAAGGGCGACAUCAAAAUUCCCGAAGGCAAUAGGAUAAUGGAGCCAGUGGCCUAUCACUGCAUUUGCAAACAGAAGUCCAUUCCCGUGGUGCAGUGGAACAACGAACAGUCCACCACAAUGUUGUACCAACCAUUCGUCCUGUUGCUCCACAAACUGGGCAUCCAAUUGCCGGCGGAUGCAGGUUCGAUUUUCGCCCGAAUUCCGGAUUAUUGGACGCCGGAGACGAUGUACGGAUUGGCCAAGAAACUGGGUCCAAUGGAUAAACUGACCCUGAAGUUCGAUGCCUGCGACCUGGAGGAUGCCACUGCGGCGAGUCCUUCCCGCUAUCACACUGGCCCCAGGAACUCUCUGAGUUCGGUGAGCAGUCUGGAUGUGGAUUUGGGCGAACCGGAAGAUCUGGCCAUUAUACCGGAGGUGGAUCCGGCUAUAGAGAAGGCCCACGCCAUGUCCUCGACCCCGUCGCCUACGGAAAUUUUUGCAGUUCCCAAGACCAAGCACUGCAACUCGAUUAUCAGAUACACGCCCGAUCCCACGCCUCCAGUGCCCAACUGGCUGCAAUUGGUAAUGCGAAGCAAAUGCAAUCAGCGACCCACCGGAGAUCCAAGCGAUGGGGUAACAUCCUCGGCAACAACCGUCAAUGAGGACGAAGGAUUGGGAAAGUCCUUCACAGCUGGGACGUCUCAGUCGGGCAGCUCCUCCAUGGGAGCCGUGAACUCCACAACCACCACUCUGGGAUGCCUCAGUAUGAUGAACAGCUUCAUGGGAUCCCAGAACGAGAACAGCAACAGCCCGGGAGGAGGAGGAACUGUCGCCUCAUUGCCCAUGGCUGCCCUCAUGAGUGCCAAGGCGAUGGGAGGUGGAGGAGCAGUCGGAAUAACUGACCCGGAGGUAGAUGCCUCGAUGAAGACGUCCUUCGAACGGCCGGAGACCACCGGAGCCCAUUUCUCGAGGGCCAACAACUUGGAUCAGGAGUACAGUGCUAUGGUGGCUUCGGUCUAUGAAAAGGAAAAAGAGUUGCUGAACAGCGAUAAUGUCUCAGUGGCCUCGGAUCUGACCAGAAUGUAUGUAAGCGAUGAGGAUGAAAGACACGAGUUCCGGGUUCCCCACUAUCACUAGGGAUUGGUCCAGAAUUGUACCUCCCAUCGUACCUUCACCCCGAAAGUAAAACCUCUAAGAUUAAAUAGAAAAAAAAACGUAAAACGAAGAGUUUCUAGUACCUAGUACUACAAUAAAGAAACUUCUAUAUAUGACCUCUUUAAAAGCUGAAAAGUAUAAAUACCUGAUGGAAAAAAAGUGCAUUACGUAGAUAAAUAAAUGCAAAAGUUGAAAUCGAGGCUCAUUUAAGAUUUUCCCAAUGGCAUUAAUUAGACUUAAGGUAGUUGUAGUCUCCAAUUGUAUUCUGUAUACUUACAACAUACAUGUAUAAAUGGGCAGUUCCUGGUUGAAAUAGUGCAAAUAUACACACGCAGAUAUCUAAUUAGAUUAUCAUUAAGAAGUUAUUUCAUAUCGUAUUUGUAUUAUAUCCAGCAUCCAUCUGUAUAUCUCUAUCCCUAAUCCUAAGUUAUGUUCGAUAGAAAUAAAGCUUUCUCUGUAGUCGAAGCCACAAA